AUGCUACCAUCUUUAUACGGACAGCUAGCCGGUACCGGGACUAUUACAGAUCCUAUAGUUCAGGCAGCUGCUGCAGCACUUGCUGCUCAAGCCGCUUCAGAGCCGAUUAUUGGUUCAGGAUCAAAAGAUACCACAUUUACAAAAAUUUUUGUCGGCGGUCUUCCUUAUCACACAACUGACAAAACGUUGCAUGAAUAUUUUGAGCAGUUUGGUGAAAUUGAAGAAGCUGUGGUCAUAACAGAUCGUCAAACACAAAAGAGUAGAGGAUAUGGAUUUGUGACAAUGAAAGAUCGAGCUUCAGCAGAAAGGGCCUGCAAAGAUCCGAAUCCAAUCAUUGACGGUCGUAAGGCUAAUGUUAAUUUAGCAUAUUUGGCGCUUUCUAACGGACUACAGCAGCUUCCUCUACAGGCCCAACUGCAGGCGUUGUUUCCCGGCCGCAUUGCCGGUGCACGGUCGGCAAUGUAUUUUUUCUUUAUGUUUUGAUU
Messenger RNA from Enterobius vermicularis (human pinworm), 485 nucleotides. NCBI's taxonomy places the organism in Eukaryota, Metazoa, Nematoda, Chromadorea, Rhabditida, Oxyuridae. The record is from the annotation of a GenBank genome assembly.